AUGUACUGCGUCACUGUCUUUAUGAUGGCCCGGUAUGGAGCAGGCUAUCAUGCUUGGGAGAUUCGCAAACCAGAAUAUUACAACUGGUUAAAGUGGUUUUAUGCCAGUACGGUUGUCUAUAUCCCAGCUGCCUUUUUCACCAAAGCGACCAUUCUACUUCUCAUGGCACGAGUUUUUGCUGUCGAACCACGAGUCGCCAAGGGAAUCAAGAUCUUGAUAUGGGCUUUACUGGUGGCAUACAUUCCGAUUCAAAUACUUCGAAUUGUCAACUGUUAUCCCAUCCGGACAUAUUGGGACCCAGAUGUCAGAAACGCACGAUGUCUUAACCAGCGAAAGAUCUUCUUUUCAGAUCUAUCGCUAUCGAUUGUCACGGAUCUGGUCAUUCUGUUGAUCCCAAUACCUCUGACUUGGAAACUCAGAAUGUCGAUAGGAAAAAGGAUCAAGAUUGUCUUGCUUUUGGGGGCCGGUGGAAUCGCUACAGCCUUGACACUGUUCCGUGUUGCCAAAGCGGUGGACUUUCUGAACUCGGAUGAUAUCACUGUCGAUUAUACGCCGAUUAGCAUUCUAACGGCUCUCGAGAUCACAAUAGGCUUCGUCUGCGCCUGUCUUCCAUCUCUGAACCUCCUGAUCGAGCAUCAUGUCCGUAAACGUCGACGAGCACGAAACCCGAACUGGCCGCGCGAUCGAACACGGACCUCUUUGUUCAAGAAGCGUUUCCGAUGGAUUAGUUCGUCCACAGAACACAUGCCCUCUCGACCGAAUCGGCCUUCAGAUGGAAUGAUUGACUUGGACGUGGAAAUGGCCAUGUUGACGGGGCAGCCUGUACGAUUAAGAACGGGAAGAACGGCUAGCGCAGGAUCUCAUGAUAUCCGACCACUUGAUCAUCGAAUUAAUUCUGGUGACGGACGGAGAGAGGGAUGGUUGUCUCAAGAUCAGGAUGAGCAAGACGAGGUGCAGGACAGCAGAUUCAUCAUGCGAAUGGUGGAGGAAUCAAGAGCACGAGCAGACGAAGGAGCUAAAGAAUCAUGGUGUCCAGUCUGGGAUGGACCGAGGGAUCCUAUGGCGAGUCAAGGAAGUUGGAAGUUUAGCGUGCGGUCGCAUUAG
Molecule: messenger RNA, 1104 nt
Organism: Fusarium odoratissimum NRRL 54006
Lineage: Eukaryota; Fungi; Ascomycota; Sordariomycetes; Hypocreales; Nectriaceae
Exons: 4
Coding region: 1-1104 (367 amino acids)
Source: RefSeq, a predicted model, not a curated record